UAACACCCCUUUUGGCGAGUGAAUGGUUUGUGCCGGUGGGUCCUGCUAGCUCUGUUGAAAAUUCAGUCAGCUGCAUUGAAAAGGCUGAUUCAUGAUGAGUGACGGAGACUCGAACCCAGCUGCCACCCCCACAGCGGCUGCUGACCUGCACGGAGACGGACGCUGGCUCUCCUUGCAUCACCGCUUCGUGUCGGACAGCAAGGACAAGGAGCCAGAGGUCCUGUUUGUGGGAGACUGUCUGGUCCAGCUGCUGCACCAGUUCGAGGUUUGGCGGGAGCUCUUUUCUCCUCUCCACGCCCUCAAUUUCGGAAUGGGGGGAGACUGCACGCAGCAUGUUCUGUGGAGGCUGCAGAACGGAGAGCUGGACCAUAUAAACCCAAAGAUUAUAGUGCUCUGGGUGGGGACCAAUAACCACGGAGACAGUGCUGAGCAGGUCGCGGAAGGAAUCGGAGCCAUCGUCAGACUGAUCCACGGCAAGCAGCCCACAGCCAAAGUCCUCAUACUGGGUCUCCUGCCUCGUGGAAGGAGCCCCAACGCUCUGCGGGUGAAGAACGCCCGCGUGAACCAGCUGAUCCAGGAGGCCCUGCCCUCCCUGCCUGGCGCCUCCUUCCUGGACGUGGACCCCGGCUUCGUCCUCUCCGACGGGACCAUCUCCCACCACGACAUGUACGACUACCUGCACCUCACCCGGGCCGGCUAUGCCACCGUGUGCCAGCCCAUCCACACCCGGCUGCUCGCCAUGCUGGAGCAGCAGAAAAUAUAACCAAGCACCGAGACAACCAAUCCAAACAUGUAACGCCCGUGGAAACUGUUCUGUCUGAUCUCCGACCCUGCACACACCCCCACCCCUCUGUUCCCUCCUAGCCCUGGCUUGGUGUUAGUCUCCUUCUCCAAGCUCACUGGAGCACCCCCCUGCAAAGCAAGAGCUCUUUGUGAAGUCCAAAUUAAAAAAUAAAAAAAAUAAAAAAAUCAGAACAGACCUCAAAGCUGAGGGGGACCCCCUUGUUCUGCUUAACCCCUCUCCCGGCUCUGCCCUCUGUUCCCUCCAGUUUAGAAACAACAAGAAGCCCGCUGACCACACCAGGGGAGCAUCGCGAGGCAGCUUCUUGAGAGAGGG
Molecule: messenger RNA, 1117 nt
Organism: Polyodon spathula (Mississippi paddlefish)
Lineage: Eukaryota; Metazoa; Chordata; Actinopteri; Acipenseriformes; Polyodontidae
Gene: pafah1b3
Product: platelet-activating factor acetylhydrolase, isoform Ib, gamma subunit
Exons: 6
Coding region: 92-763 (223 amino acids)
Source: RefSeq, a predicted model, not a curated record